AUGGCCAACUCCGCCAAGGCCGCGCUGCUGCGCUUCAUCAAAUGGCUCGACUCGCCCUUGGGCCACGGCGUCUUGAAAUGCACAUUGGCCUAUACCAUCGCCAGUCUGGCCACUUUCCUCUCGCCGCUGUCGAGCUUCCUGGGCAAGCCUGACGGGAAACAUGUCGUCGCAACAAUCACCGUCUACUUCCACCCGGCGCGGUCGACCGGUUCCAUGAUCGAAGCCGUCCUGAUCGCCGUCGUUGCUGUCGCGUACGCCGAGCUCGUUUCGAUACUCUCCAUGGUGACCUCGGUCUUUGUCGGCUCUGUCAUGGGUCUCGUCACCUUGGCACACGUCUUGGUUGUCAUCAUCUUCAUUGGCGGCGCCUUUGGCUUCAUGGGAUGGGUCAAACAGAAGAUGGCGAACCCUCUGGUCAACGUCGGCAGCACUCUGGCAUCGCUUGCCAUCAUUUCCGUCGUUACGAAAGAAAAUGCCGUCGUCUCCAACGUCUUCUCGAACCAGAAAAUCGUCCAAGUCUUCAAGAUGCUCAUCAUGGGCAUCACGUCGACCGCCGCUGUCAACGUUUUGGUUUGGAGGGUCUCUGCCCGCGACUUGUUAAGGACUUCCAUGGCCAAGGCAACCGUCUCCCUUGGGGGCAUGCUCUCUUCCGUCACCGCGACCUUUCUCAAGGGGGUGGAAGAAGGAGAGAUGUCUGCUCAAUUUUCUGCGGCUUCGGCCACCUACAACACCACAUAUCCGCAAAUGCUCAAAAACCUGCGAGAGGCAAAGUUUGAGGACUACCUCCUCGGCCGCGAGAAGAUAUAUGUUUUGCAGAGAUCCACAGUCAAGGCCAUCGAGACCCUGGCUCGCUCCAUCGGCGGCCUACGCAGCGCGGCUAAUACCCAGCUGUCCCUCCUCCAGCAAGCCGAAUCGGGUGAUGCGCUGCCGCCAUUAACACGAUUCUUAACAGUUUCGUCACUUGGCGACUUCGAAGGCAUAUCUCCUAGGAGUUCCAGUCCGAGAGCUAUCCAAGUGGCGAGCAGACCUAAUUCACCAGGACGGCGACCAAGCAAUGCGACGCAAGAGGAUGGCCCUGCGCCGGCAGCCGUCUUCCAUCUAUUUGUCGACUUGGUGGGCCCCUCGAUGAAGGCACUAACUCAAAGCCUUGUUCAGAUUCUUCAAGAGUCGCCUCUAGGAACUUCCUCCAAUUUUGAAGUUACCAUCAGCGAGGAUCUUCGGCAUAAUCUUACAGAGGCGCUCGGCGAGUUCAACGUGGCGAGGUCCAAUGCCUUGCAGCAGGUGUAUACCAUGAUUGAACGAGAAAAGUCUACUUCGAGACGGAUACAGGCUGGUUUGGAGGAGAUUGCCGCUGCCUGUGGCCAUUUUAGCUUCAGUUUGCAGACAUUUGGUGAGGAAAUGCAAAAAUAUCUGGACGUGCUUGAUGAUCUAAAGUAUGUUAGUGAACAUACCAAACGAAGUUGGCGCUGGCUUUUCUGGUGGAGGAAAGAGGACGGUACUACACAAGGACGUAAAAUGUCGAGCCUACCGUUCGAAGCUUCACUGGAAGCCGAGAGCCUGAUCAAGCCGAUCCGGAAGCGCGAUGUUCCUAGGGGGAUUCCUGAUUCCAUGAUCCGUCGCAGAGACACUUAUAACUGGCAAGCAUCGCCUGAUUCCAGCAAGAUAUUGUCCAUAAUUUCUCAGUCUAUCAUGAGAUUCGCUAGGAAAAUUGCCCGAGACGACAUAUUGUUUGGUCUCAAGGUGGGUAUUGGCGCUUCGCUUUGGGGAAUGCUUGCCUUCUUAGACGAGACUCGAGACUUUUAUAAUCAUUAUCGCGGCGAAUGGGGACUUUUAUCGUUCAUGAUUGUUUGCUCCAUGACUGUCGGUGCUUCCAAUACAACCGGCUGGGCUCGGUUCCUGGGAACAUUUUUCGGUGCCUUCUUCUCCUUGUUCAAUUGGACGGUAAGCCAGGGUAAUGCAGCGGCGCUCAUUAUACUUGGAUGGCUGGUCAGCUUCUGGAACUUUUAUCUCAUUGUCGCCCGAGGCAAAGCUCCGUUAGGUCGCAUGACCAUACUGGCGUAUAACGUGUCAACACUCUACGCAUAUAGCUUGAGUCAGCGAGUUGACGAUGACGACGACGACGAGGGUGGACUGCACCCGAUUAUGAUGAAGAUUGUAAAGCAUCGUGUCAUAUCGGUCAUGGCGGGUAUUCUUUGGGGACUGAUCGUCUGCCGUGUUAUUUGGCCAAUCUCGGCUCGCCGGAAGUUCAAAGAGGGAGUUUCUAUGCUUUAUCUUCAAAUGGGUCUCAUCUGGCGGCGAGGGCCACUGGCUAUCUUGCUCCGCACUGAUUGUUCUGAGAGUUACCUUAAAUCCGGUGAGCAAGUGGCUAUGCAGCGGUACGCCAGUCGCCUAGAAAGUUUGCGCCAAUCAGCCGCAUCGGAAUUUGAGCUUCGCGGCCCCUUUCCAUUUGAGACAUACGGCCGCAUCAUGCGCAGCACCAAUCGUAUCCUAGACAGUUUCUACGCCAUGAGCUUGGUUACGCAUCGUGAGGGGAGCCUUAGUCCAGGCGAGCGAGCCCUGCUAGAAUACACAGCGAUGGAGCGAGCCGUCUUGUGCGACCGCAUAUGUCACGUCUUCCAAGUGCUCGCCAGCUCCAUGAUGCUGGAGUACCCUUUGACCGACGCGGUUCCCAGCGUCAUUGGCAUCCGCGAUCGGCUGCUCGCCAAGAUUUUCCAGUUCCGCAAGGAACACUCACCCGAAACUAUGCGAAACCUCGGCUUCAUCCAAGAGGGCGAAGACGAGAAUGGCGAGAGCAGCCGUGACGCUAUUGCUGCUGCUGCUCGCAGUAGCGACACACAAAUCGGCCUUACGAUGGCCGAGGAGAGGGACUACGCUCUCAUAUACGCAUACACGCUUGUUACGGGCCAGGUGGCACAGGAGCUGAAGAUUGCCGAGAAGGAAAUUGAAAGUUUGUUUGGUAUACUCAACGAAGAGUCACCACUGCUUGUAUAG
Messenger RNA from Trichoderma asperellum CBS 433.97, 2988 nucleotides. RefSeq lists its product as uncharacterized. The record is from RefSeq and is a predicted model, not a curated record. Lineage: Eukaryota; Fungi; Ascomycota; Sordariomycetes; Hypocreales; Hypocreaceae.